UGACCUUUCCCUGUCUGCACAUCUCUUCUAGAAGCCCGUGUGUGACGGUGCAUGAGAGAGAGAGUCAUCCCAGGCCUUUACCAUGAAGACCUGUGUGCUGUUAUCACUGCUGCUGGCCUUGGGGUGUGUGACCAUCAAUGGUGCACCGGUGGAACAUGAUGGCAUUAAGCCAGGCUCAUGUGAAGACGCAUCAACGAAGGCAGCUGCUGAACUGGCUCUUACCAAGAUCAACCUGGACCGGAAGGAGGGCUACAUCUUCAGCCUGCACCGCCUGUCCAACGCCCACAUAAAGACGCAUGGAGAGAACAGUGUGCUCUUCUACCUGACUCUGGAUGUUGUGGAGACCAACUGCAGUGUUCUCAGCAGGAAGGACUGGAAGAGCUGUGAGAUUCGUCGCACCAACGUGCCGGUAUACGGUCAGUGCAAAGCUGCCAUCUUCAUCAGUAAGGUGCACAGAGUGGUGCGUCUCUACAAAUACAAAUGUGUUAUCAGACCAGGCAGGGUGCAUGCCAUGUGUGCCGGCUGUCCAGGAUUAACUGCCCACAGUGACGCUAAAGUUCAAAAGGCCGUGUCCCACUCUCUGGAGGCAUUCAAUAAGCAGAGCGGGCUGACCAAUCUUUUCGCUCUGCUCCAUAUCUCCCGUGCUACUACACAGGUUGUUGCGGGUAGGAUGUACCACGUGGAAUACACCAUCCACGAGACCACCUGCCCCAGCAACACAGAAGCAGCGACAGCUGAGAAUUGCCCCCCCAUGGACUGCGAGUUUGCUCACAAGGGCUUCUGUAAGGCAACCCUCUUCCACGCCCUCACUGAUGUGGAGGAGAUCAACGUAAAUUGUGAGAUCUAUGAGUCUGAGGCGGCGGAGAGAGAGAAGAAGCUCCACCUGCUGGGCGGAGAGAUUGACCACAGCCACAAUGACACGCACUCAAACGACCAAGACCAAACACAUGCUGCAGACCAAACGCACGACCACGCGCAUGACCACACCAAGUGUCACUCUCAUCAUGGACACAACCAAAACCACACUGACCAACACGAUCAUCACCACACACACGACCAUGUCACGGGCAGCGCCUACAGGCACGCUCACGACCACUCCCACGACCAUGGUGUGAACCAUGAUCACGUGCACGCUCAUCACGCCAAGGCUCACAACCACACUGCAAACUCUCCCAACCACCACGACUACAAGCAUGCUGAUGGUGUCCACACCCACGAGCACGACCACGAGCUGGCUCUGGACCACGACCACAAGCACCGUCACCUGCAUGAGCAUGAGCACCACCACCAUCACCACGUGCAUGAACACGAGACCGAACCCCACGAUCACCCACAGGGGAUGGUGAGAAUGCUGCCCGCUCUGGGCCAGCCCGUGACUCUGCCUUCCUUCCCUGAUGUCCCCGCCGGCGGCCCUGAGGUUGGAGUCGUUCUCCCACUUAAGCCCGACCCCCAGAUUCCCGGACAAACGGAACCCACCAUCGAGGCCUUCCCAACAUCAAUCUCAGCCCAGUGCCCCACCAUAAAGGGAAAGUAUGAAAAUGUGGAGGUACUCUUCGCUAAAGACCCCACGUUCAAGACAGCUGCAUAAACUGAUAAGGUGACCAUGGAACAAUUUGUUUAUCUGAAUUAAACACAUUGGCAGUAAAA
Molecule: messenger RNA, 1647 nt
Organism: Archocentrus centrarchus (flier cichlid)
Lineage: Eukaryota; Metazoa; Chordata; Actinopteri; Cichliformes; Cichlidae
Product: histidine-rich glycoprotein-like
Exons: 7
Coding region: 83-1588 (501 amino acids)
Biological process (GO): negative regulation of endopeptidase activity
Cellular component (GO): extracellular region
Molecular function (GO): cysteine-type endopeptidase inhibitor activity
Source: RefSeq, a predicted model, not a curated record